UCAAGUCCAGAGCCGGGUAGUGGUAGCGGCGCUGGCAGUAGCAGUGGACCGGCUGUAGCUUGGGCAAGCCAUGCCGGCGGCGCGCGUGGAGUACAUCGCGCCCUGGUGGGUCGUGUGGCUGCACAGCGUUCCGCACUUCGGCCUGCGACUGCAGCGAGUGGACAGCACCUUCAGCCCCGGCGACGAAACUUACCAGGAGUCGCUGCUCUUCCUGGGGGUAUUGGCUGCCAUUGGCCUGGGCCUGAACCUCAUCUUCCUCGCCAUUUACCUGGUGUGCACGUGCUGCUGCCGGCAGGACCACACCGUGCAGACCAAGCAGCCGGACUCAUGCUGCGUGACCUGGACUGCGGUGGUGGCUGGGCUCCUCUGCUGUGCUGCAGUGGGCGUUGGUUUCUAUGGAAACAGCGAGACCAAUGAUGGGGUGCACCAGCUGAUCUACUCCCUGGACAACGCAAACCACACCUUCUCUGGAAUGGACGAGCUGGUGUCUGGAAACACCCAGAAGAUGAAGGUAGAGCUAGAACAGCACCUGGCCCGGCUCAGCGAGAUCUUUGCUGCUCGGGGUGACUACAUCCAGACUCUGAAGUUUAUGCAGCAGAUGGCCAGCAAUAUCGUCAACCAGCUCUCGGGGCUGCCCGUGUGGAGGGAGGUUACCACACAGCUGACUGAGCUGUCCCACCAGACUGCCUACGUGGAAUACUACAGGUGGCUGUCCUACCUCCUGCUUUUCAUCCUGGACCUGGUCAUCUGCCUUGUCACCUGCCUGGGACUGGCCAGGCGCUCCAAGUGUCUCCUAGCCUCCAUGCUGUGCUGUGGGAUACUGACCCUGGUCCUCAGCUGGGCUUCUCUGGCUGCUGAUGCCGCUGCAGCAGUGGGCACCAGUGACUUCUGCAUGGCUCCUGACAUCUACAUCCUGAACAACACACAGAGCCAGAUCAGCUCAGAGGUGACCCGAUACUACCUCCAUUGCAGUCAGAGCCUAACCAGCCCCUUCCAGCAGUCACUGACCAUCUUCCAGCGCUCAUUGACCACCAUGCAGAUCCAAGUUGUAGGCCUGCUGCAGUUUGCCGUGCCCCUCUUCCCUACAGCAGAGAAAGACCUUCUUGGCAUCCAGCUUCUGCUAAACAACUCUGAGACCAGCCUGCACCAGUUAACUGCCAUGUUGGAUUGCCGAGGGCUGCACAAGGACUACCUGGACGCUCUCACUGGCAUCUGCUAUGAUGGCAUUGAGGGCCUGCUCUUCCUUGGUCUCUUCUCCCUCUUGGCUGUCCUGGCUUUCUCCACCCUGACCUGCACCGGACCUCGUGCCUGGAAACACUUCAUCAACAGGGACAGAGACUAUGAUGACAUCGACGACGAUGACCCUUUCAACCCCCAAGCUCGGCGCAUCGCAGCCCAUAACCCCAUGAGGGGGCAACUGCACAGCUUUUGCAGCUACAGCAGCGGCCUUGGCAGCCAGUGCAGCCUUCAGCCUCCUGCCCAGACCAUCUCCAAUGCCCCUGUCUCUGAGUACAUGAACCAGGCAGUACUCUUCGGUGGGAACCCACGAUACGAGAACGUGCCCCUCAUCGGGAGAGGUUCCCCUCCACCCACAUACUCUCCCAGCAUGAGGGCCACCUACAUGUCUGUGGCGGAUGAACACCUGAGACACUACGAGUUCCCAUCCUAAGAACGUUUGGGGUACCCGCCUCUCCUGUCAGCUUAGUUUUCAGCAGAUGCAGAACCCAGCUGUGUUUCUGGAAUAGAAACUGAAGGUUCCUGUACACGAACAGACUCCUGUGGCUGCAGAGACACAGCUGGGACUCCUGACCAAAGCCACGGGUGGAGACGAGGCCUGUGACUAGACCAGCCUCUCUGACCUUCACUCCCCAGGACUCGGCUCUUGUCCCUGAGGUGGCUACCUUACGUCCCACCCUCUACAGAUGAGAAGUGGCAGUGAGGAGGGCACCACCAGCCUGAGAGCCCUUUUCUCUCAGGGCCUUGCCACCGGGCCUCUGCCCCUUGUUAGCGUGGCCCUAAGUCCAGGCCACACCUUCCAGUUAUUUUGUCCUUGGUUUCCAGGCUGGUGGCAAUUGGAGGUGUGUUAGGAGAACACCUGGUCCACAUUCUGGGACUACAGAGACUCUGCCUAGACCUCAGAAGAACUGCAUCAAGAGAAUGCAGUUCAGCUGGGCACUGCAGCCUUGCAGCCAUGGGCAGAUGUAUGGGAAAAAGCCUGCCAAAUUCUCUAACCUCCACCAGCCACCCCCAUCCUGGAACCAGGUGUCAGCUGCAGGUGGGCACAGUCUCAGGUAUGAACAGACACUUCAAAACAACUGAACUCGUUCCCAGUGUUUUAAAACAUUUUCAUGAUCCAAAGACUCAGGCCUCCCUCACAGGCACGGCCAGUUCUUGCAACAGACUCCGGCUCAGGUUCCACACCGAUGCCCUGCUAUGGCUCUCACACAAGCCAUGGUACAGAUCUGGAGAAGGGCUGAGGAGUGGGUUGUGGGGUUUUUUGGGUUUCAUCUUGCUGUGGUCUCAUUAUAUACCCUGACUGACCCUGGCCUAGAAUUCUGCCUCCAGAGUACUGGGUUUAAAGGCAUGUGCUACCAUACCACACCAGGCCAGGAGCAGAUUUGAUUUGUUUUUUUGAGACAGGGUUUCUCUGUGUAGCCAUGGCUUGGCUGAGAACUCGUUCUGUAGACCAGACUAACCUCAAAUUCAGAGAUCCAUCUACCCGUCUCUGCCUUGUGAGUGCCAGGAUUAAAGGCAUGCGCCAUGAUGCCACAUCCUGGGUUUUUUUUUUUUUUGGUUUUUAAUAAAAUAAAAUAUUGGUGAGACAUUCUACCCCACAUGACUAGAGAAGUAUAUCUGGAGCCUUGUAAAGGGGAAGACAUGAUAGGACUUUAUUCUGAGGAUCAGUCAUUUCUGUCCAGGAGAAAAUAAUGACUCCUGUCCUGCCUGCCAAGGGACCAGGUUAGGGGUCUUUGGUGCUUCCAACCUCCGACCAACCCAGAGUAUACUACACACUGAAGCCCUGUGGCCUUGUACAGCCAAGCGAGGCCCCACUGAUGGUGUGGGAUAGGGCUGUUUCCAUCUCAGAAGAGCCACAUUGUCAUUGUACUGACAGCUCCCAGCCAAGCCACCGGCAUCACUGUGUCUCAUAUUAACCCCGUGCAUACUGUGAGCUACCUGUGUAUGCCUGUGUCCUGCCUGUGCAGACUGAGAGCUUCGGCCUCAGGCCUUGCUUCUGAUGUUUCCUCUGAGGCAGCUGAAGGACGUUUUAAUGCAUGUACAUUAAACUAAAACUCCUCCGGGUCCUACAAGAGUCGGGCGAGCAAACCUCUGCUUGAUACAUGUUCGCCCUCACCCGAGCCAAGAAAUAAACCACUUCUCUUAAGAUA
Molecule: messenger RNA, 3386 nt
Organism: Apodemus sylvaticus (European woodmouse)
Lineage: Eukaryota; Metazoa; Chordata; Mammalia; Rodentia; Muridae
Gene: Ttyh2
Product: tweety family member 2
Exons: 14
Coding region: 71-1669 (532 amino acids)
Cellular component (GO): plasma membrane
Molecular function (GO): volume-sensitive chloride channel activity; intracellularly calcium-gated chloride channel activity
Source: RefSeq, a predicted model, not a curated record